Aphanomyces astaci is the source of this 3294-nucleotide messenger RNA. RefSeq lists its product as hypothetical. Gene Ontology annotation, molecular function: protein binding; metal ion binding. The coding region runs from base 57 to 2456 and encodes 799 amino acids. NCBI's taxonomy places the organism in Eukaryota, Oomycota, Saprolegniomycetes, Saprolegniales, Verrucalvaceae. The record is from RefSeq and is a predicted model, not a curated record. The transcript has 7 exons.
AUCGGGUUCAACAACCUCAAAACUGCCUUCCGCAUCAAGCGCAUAGUGCACUUACGAUGUUGUUCGGGCCACAGCAUGGUGAUGCUGCGUCGCCUAGCACUGCCUUCCGCGUAGAACAGAAGAAGAGAGACCAGUUUGUCGAUGGGAAUGGUGGCGCAACCGUAGGACGGAAGCGCCGGUCCAAGAACAACAGCUCGACAUCCCCAACCACCGGCAUGCCCUUUGACAGUAAUAACACCAUCAAGUUGGCGAGCCGGGCGAAAGACCAGCAACCCCAACGCCGAGUGCCAGGUGGAAAUGGCGUCACCAUUGCGGAGGAGUCCACCAUGUACCUGAGCGUGUGGAACGCGCUUCAGUUCAAAGUCGUCGAAUCGUCGUCCACCAAUGCAUCGUCCGUGACGCACCCGUACCUCCACGCGUCGCGCAUGAAGAUGCCGAUCUGUGUGACGGGCAUCGAUGGGUUCCUCGGUGCAUGGAUUGUGACGGAGCUGCUCCAACGCGGCUACAAAGUUCGCGGGACGGUGCAGAGUCGAAACGACGACGUGAGUCGGCUCGUCGACUUGCCCCGUGCGUCGACGCAGUUGAUGGUCGUGGAAACGUCGCUGUUGACACCGGAAUCGUGCGAUCUUGCGGUGGAAGGAUGCGAAUAUGUGAUCCACACGGGCACGCCGUCGUCGUGCGCGGUGCGGGACCCCCUGUCCGAAGCCAAGGAGCCUGGCGUGCACCCAGUGAGCAGCCGCAUGCACUGCAUCGUCCCUGUCAUGACCAACUUUAUCAAGGCGUGCGUUCGAGCGCGCAUCAAAAAGAUCGUGCUGUCGUCGUCGGUGGCGGCGCUGAGCGACCACGUGGACGCGAGUGACGUGGUGAACGAUCUGUGCUGGAACAUGGUGUCUUCGAUGGAGCGCAAUCCGCACUUUUUGGGGCUCAAGCUAGCUGAAGAGAAGGCGUGGCAGCUCGUGGAGCAAGAGCCCAAGCUCAACAUGGUCACGAUCUGUUCUGGCGCGUUGAUGGGGCCGUCCGUGUGCACCCCCCGCACUAUUCCCAGCGGCAACCAAAUCGUAUACGACUUGAUCACUGGCCACUACAAUGCUAUUGUGGAUUUGAAUUGGGCUUUGACAGACGUCCGUGACUGCGCGCUGGCCCACGUGUUGGCGCUGGAGCACCCAGACGCCCGAGGCCGAUACAUUUGUGUGAAUCGAACCGUGUGGCUGCGGGAGAUUGUCGACAUGUUGCGCUCGAACGGGUACUCUGGGCGGGCGCUGCCGUUCCAAGUGGGGCUGCCCAACUGGGUCGCGAGGCUGUCGUCGUUUGCGCUGCAGUUAGGUCAAGUAGGCGUGUCGCUGUACGGGGACGACGCUGACGCCACGAAGCCGUCUCCGUACUUGAGCGACCGCCUCGUGGACGUGCUGGGGCUGUCGUUCCGCGACGUGAAGACCACCGUCGUCGACAGCGCCGGCGACUUGCUCCAGUGGAAGUUUAUCAAGCCAUGGGGGGAGGACCGCGAGGCCACGAUGUGUGCGUGCUGCGACGCGCCAUUCAACUUUUUGCGUCGGCGGCACCACUGCCGGGAAUGCGGGGUCGUCGUGUGCGGCGACUGCUCCCAGUCGAGGGCGGUGGUCCAGGGCCUCGAACAUCCCGCGCGGCUGUGCGACGCAUGUGUCCAGAGCUCGAUCCCGGCCCUGCUGGAGCUCAUGCAUGCCCCCAUGACGUGCCACAAGGCGAUCAAAGCGCUCGAAUCGCUCAUGGUGAACCCAUCCAACCACGAGCUGAUCACGCGGUGCAGCGGCGUGCCCAUCCUUCUCAAGGCUCUGCACGAACAAGACGACGAGAUUUCGUUUCAUGCGGCUGGGACGCUCCUGGCGCUGAGCGAGGACACGGCCAGCGCGCUGCAAAUGGUGCUGGAGGGGGCGGUGCUGCACAUGCUCGAGAUGGACCAAACGACGGACACGUGGCGGGUGUGCUUGUCGGCGCUGCGAAACAUUUGGAAGCAACUGAACCGCGACGACUUUCGCCAGAUGCUGCACUCGGUGUCCCGCGUGUCUGCGGACGCUGCCGACGGUAAUCACGCUUUGUAUAUAUAUAUAUAUAUAUAUAUAUAUAUAGGUGGUUUGAUAUGUAGGCCCGCUCAAGGCCAACAUUUUGAUUACGUUUGUGCACAUGAUGGAGCCGCGGGAAGUGACGAGUCUGCUCAAGGAAGGGCUUCUGGACGUGCUAUUUGUCAUGCUCAAGAGCGCCCAUGCGUUCGACCGAUGCGCCGCCGCUCACGCCGUCCUCCGCGUGAUCCCCGUCGACUACGACCCCCCGACCGAGAUCCAAGUGCCGCCGUACACGGUGGACGACCACGAGGAGCUGCUGACGCUGUCGACGCUGUCGGACAUCCAGUUCCUCGUCAAGGGGCACAUUGCCCCCAUCAACGCGCACAAGAUUGUGCUGUUUGUGCGCAACGCGUACUUUAAGAACAUGGUAUUGCAUCUCGAUAUUUAUUUGCCAGUGAUUGAACGCUGAGCAUUCGAUAUAUAUAUAUAUAUUACCAUUCCUAUAUAUAUUUCUAACAACUUGUUUGGUAGUUUGGGUCGUCAGCGUCGGCCACCCCCACGAAGCGCGUGAUUGAGAUCGACAAUUGCACGUAUAACGUGUUUUCCAUGAUCUUGCGCUUUCUCUACACUGGUAAACUCGUGAUUGACGACGUGUCGGCCCAAGAUUUGCUGCGGGCAGCCGCGUUCUACCAAGUGGUGGAGCUGCGGGUGCGCAUUGAAAAGUUUUUAGCCGACCGCAUCGCCGUCUGCAACGUGGUGGAGCUGCUCUGCCUCUCGAACGAGUGCAACGCUGACGGCCUCCGUCGGGCAUGCCUGCCGUUCCUCAUGCUCAACAUCCACGCCGUGGUCAAGCUGCCGUCGUUCGCGGCGCAUCGCGAAUGGGCCGGCCAGGAGAUUCUGCUGGCGCUGGCCCUCGAGCUCGGGGACGACUGGUACGCCGCGUACCAGACGAUGGUUACCCACCCGCGCCACCAACCUGCGAUGGCGUCCAGUCUGCAGAACCUGACGAGUCAUUCGUCGUCGAGCCACCACCACCACCACCCGCCGCUGUCGUUUUCUAGCUACCCUCCGCCGUCUUCGUCGUUGCUGCCGCGUCAGACGGUGGUGUCGCCCCUGCCGUCGAGACGGUUGAUACCGCCGCCGUCGCCGCUGGGGAAAGCAAGCCAACGGGGCCGGUUGUUGUCGGAAGAGAGUUUGGCCGAGGGCAUUUGCUGAUCUUUUUAAAUUUUUAAUCCUACGUAGUACACGUUUUCACACA